AUGGCUGCGCCGCCACUCAUAAACCCUCCUCUGGCUGAGGCUGGAUUGUCUAUCGAGUUGCCCAUGCAGAGCCAGAACAACUCGUUGGGGAGCCAUUCAUCCACCCCACCCCGUAUUCGCAGACCACGCUUGAAUGCCUUCCCAUCACCCUUUCCCAUGUCUCCUCGACUCCCUCCUGUCGACGCCCUUCACACAGCUAACACUGACGGACAUAGUCUACCAGCCCCGCACAUCUCUCAAUCGACUCUACCAGCCACGCACAUCUCUCAAUCGCCUCCAGCAGCGGUUAUCAGUAAUUUAUUGGAACAUUCCACUCCAGCCGCCGCCAACUCAGAUACUCUUCCAUCUGUUUUCGGCAUACCUACACCUCUCACAGAUACCACUGCUAUUCCCGCCGUGCCGGACACCUUGCUUCAUACAGGAAGUGUUCCACCCACUUCUAGUGCUCCUGGAAGACGCUCUGCGCGUACGACACGACCAUCAACAAGAGCUGAAGAUGCCAACAAGAUCGGUGAUGAUGCCAGAACCAUCACUUCCAAACGCAAGCGCAAAGGUGUGACGGCAGGUUCCACAGCCCAUGCAGUCGCUGCGAAAAACCUGGUGCUGCUUGAAGAUUGCCGUGAACGCCAUUGUGUCCUCGACGUUGGUCAGACCAUCAACCAAAACGAGCGCUUCAUCGAGGCAAUGUCAGACAGGAACCGACGCAUGCAGAUCUACAACCAACCACUCGCUCGUCGGCACUUUUGUGCUAAGUGUACCCGGGUCUACAAUCAUGGUGAUAUUGCUAACAAACUCGUUUCUGUCAUUGUGGUGGAUGGUGUCGUCGUGAGCCGUCCGUGCUGCUCUGUUCCCAACUGCUGGGUACAUCUCCGUACCCCACAAGACCGGUUUUGUCAUGCCCACUCCGCCCACCUCAAUCAAUGUGCGAUUAAAGGCUGCGCACAAUCUGUCGUGUCAGGUGGCCUUACGUGCGACAUCCCCGCACACCAGGAGUCUGAAGCACUGCACACUCUGCGGGGCAAGUCUCGAUUCCGUCUGCACGAACGCCUUGAGCGUUCACGCGCUAUCCAUGGGCGACUUGCAAAUGUCCAGGCUGGAGCUGACGACGACGGGGACGGUGACGGUGACGGCACACAAGCCAUCGGAGAGGAGGAGUAUGACGUGAAAUCGGGAAAGAAGAAGAAGCUUCGUGCGCAGUUCACGCGCAACUAUACUCAUUGCGAGGAGUUGAUUGUUGCACCUUGCAGGAUGAUUCAUGCUCGCGAGACCAUGCACAAUGCCGAGGGAGUAGGAAGUGUCGCAGAAUUUAUUCGCCGUGUCUUCCGAGACCCAGAGACACGCCCAACUCACGUAUUCUUCGAUAACAACUGUCGACUCGCCCUGCAUGUCCAGAACGACCCGUUCUUCCAAGACAUCGGCCUUUCUGUCGACGUCUUCCACUUCGAGUGCAAACAUUCAAAGCAAGACACGUUCUGCCAAGAAAACUGUAACCCCGCCGCAUUUCCGGAGCUGAAGACGGACGACGGGGAGUGGUACUUCAACUCUUCGGCUUGCGAACAGACCAAUUCCUGGUUUGGUAAAUUCAAUCCUAUCACACGAGGCAUGAAGCCAGUAACGUCCAUUGACAUGGUUUAUCACAUGUCGUGCAUGAGACUUCAUAACCGGGACGUGGGCCUGUGGGGGGCUGAACUGCGGGGCGUGGCAUCACAAGCGUCCAGAGAUGGUGACGGUGUUGGGGGAGCGACAAGACGGCAACAACGAUGCAGAGUGAUGAGAGAGAAUUGA
Messenger RNA from Suillus clintonianus, 1785 nucleotides. RefSeq lists its product as uncharacterized. NCBI's taxonomy places the organism in Eukaryota, Fungi, Basidiomycota, Agaricomycetes, Boletales, Suillaceae. The transcript has 3 exons. The coding region runs from base 1 to 1785 and encodes 594 amino acids. The record is from RefSeq and is a predicted model, not a curated record.